Molecule: messenger RNA, 807 nt
Organism: Fomitiporia mediterranea MF3/22
Lineage: Eukaryota; Fungi; Basidiomycota; Agaricomycetes; Hymenochaetales; Hymenochaetaceae
Exons: 11
Coding region: 1-807 (268 amino acids)
Source: RefSeq, a predicted model, not a curated record
AUGACCUGUCUUUUAACCUAUGAUGCUAUUCUGGGCUUUGUCGAUGAAAGACGACUUAUGUGGUCCAAACCUCUCAAUUCAGGGAAAAUAUUGUAUUUUCUUAUUAAAUACUUGACCGUAAUAUUCUCCGUUGUCGCUCUCUUCACCCUCCACAACUCUGUGCGUACUCAGUUGGAAAUAUUAAUCCUGUUCUUGGAAGGCAACCUAGCAAUUCGAACCCCUUGGAUUUCGAGUGUUAUUAUAACAAUUCUCACAGAAGCACUUUCAGUCACUCUCCAACUUCGACUCUAUGCACUUUACAAAGCUAGAAAUAGUAUGGCUAUUGUCCUUGGAGUCUCCUUGAUGGCGACCGUAGCAUCAAUGUUCGGUGUCGGAAUUGCCAUUAUGGUCAAUGAAUCUGGUACCUUACUUGAAGCGUACAAAGGCGUGGAUAUUUUCCGAGAGAAGAGGGAGCUCGGCAUUAUUAAUCAGCUCGAGCUGUUCCUUGUUAAGGGUUCUGUCAUUUAUUUUUUCAUUGCUGUGGCUAGUUGGUGGGGUAUGAAUAUUGUCCAUACUCAUAAACCUGUUACAGCUAAAUAUGUCCCGUUUGCAACUGCAAUUACUGCCCCUAUUGCGAGUCUCAUGAGCCAGCGCCUUCUUUUGGGUUUACGCGACAGAUACGGCAGGGCGCAUUCUAAUUCAUUCAGUACACUACCGGACUUCGUUGCUCUGCAAGGCCCAGAAGCUCGUAUGAGCAUGGGAACAGGUCCACGUAUCAACACGCCUACUAACAGUGAGGCCGACUGGCUUAUAUCAUUCAGCGAAUAG